This is a messenger RNA of Phyllostomus hastatus (greater spear-nosed bat), 7049 nucleotides long. It is a transcript of the gene FLT1, whose product is annotated as fms related receptor tyrosine kinase 1. Lineage: Eukaryota; Metazoa; Chordata; Mammalia; Chiroptera; Phyllostomidae. The record is from RefSeq and is a predicted model, not a curated record. Gene Ontology annotation, molecular function: ATP binding; vascular endothelial growth factor receptor activity. Gene Ontology annotation, cellular component: signaling receptor complex; plasma membrane. The coding region runs from base 294 to 4310 and encodes 1338 amino acids. Gene Ontology annotation, biological process: multicellular organism development; positive regulation of kinase activity; protein phosphorylation. The transcript has 30 exons.
UAGAGGCUUGGAGUGCGCCGGGUAGACACUUCUCGCUACUCUUUCCCAGCGGCAGCGGCGGCGGCGGCCAGGAGCCGGCUCUGGGACUGAAGCGCAGCGGCCAAGGACGCUGGGCUGCGAGGAUUACCCGUCAAGUGGCUGUCUGGCUGGCUGGAGCCGCGGAGAGGGGCGCUCGGGACGCGGAGCCGGAGUGCGCGGUCGGAGGCGGAGUGGGUGAAGACAAGCUCCGGCGGCUGGUUCGGUAGCCCGCCAGGAGUGCGGGCACCAGGCAAGCAGGCCGCGUCGCGCUCACCAUGGUCAACUGCUGGGACACCGGAGUCCUGCUGUGCGCGCUGCUCGGCGGUCUGCUUCUCACAGGAUCUAGUUUGGGUUCAAAAUUAAAAAGUCCUGAACUGAGUUUAAAAGGCACCCAGCACGUCACGCAAGCAGGCAAGACCCUAUAUAUCAAAUGCAGAGGGAAAGCAGACCACUCAUGGUCUUUGCCUGAAACAGUGAGUAAGGAUAGGAAAAGGCUGAGCAUAACAAAAUCUGCCUGUGGAAGGAACAACAAACUGUUCUGCAGCACUUUGACCUUGACCACGGCCCAGGCAAACCACACUGGCUUCUAUAGCUGCAAAUAUCUAUCUAUUCCUGCUUCAAAGAACAAGCAAACAGAAUCUAAAAUCUAUAUAUUUAUUAAUGAUACAAGUAGACCUUUCUUGGAGAUGCACAGUGAAAUACCUGAAACGAUAUACAUGACUGAAGGACGGGGGCUCGUCAUUCCCUGCCGAGUCACAUCACCCAACAUCACUGUCACUUUAAAAAAGUUUCCAUCUGAUACUCUGAUCCCUGAUGGAAAAAGAAUAACUUGGGACAGCAGGAAGGGCUUUAUAAUCGCAAAUGCAACAUACAAAGAAAUAGGGCUUCUGACCUGCGAAACAACAGUCAACAGCCAUUUGUACAAGACAAACUAUCUCACAUAUCGACUAAGCCAUGUAAUCUUUGAUGUCCAAAUGAGCACACCAAGCCCCGUCAAGUUACUUAGAGGCCAUACUCUCACCCUCAACUGUACUGCCACCACUGCCUUGAAUGCAAGAGUUCACAUGACCUGGAGUUACCCUGGUAAAAAAAAUAAGAGUGCCUCUAUAAGGCAACGAUUUGACCACAGCAAUUCCCAUGCCCAUAAUAUAUUCUACAGUGUUCUUACUAUUAACCAAGUGCAGAGCAAAGACAAAGGCAUUUAUACCUGUAAUGUGAAGAGUGGCCCAUCCUUCAAAUCUGUUAACACCUCAGUGCGUGUACAUGACAAAGCAUUCAUCACUGUGAAUCAUCGAAAACAGCAGGUGCUUGAAACUGUAGCUGGCAAGAAGUCUUACCGGCUGUCUAUGCAAGUGAAGGCAUUUCCCGCACCAGAAGUGGCAUGGCUAAAAGAUGGGUUACCUGUGACGGAGAAAUCUGCUCACUAUUUGGUUCGUGGCUAUUCGUUAAUUAUUAAAGAUGUAGCUGUUGAAGAUGCAGGGAAUUACACAAUUUUGCUGAGCAUAAAGCAGUCUAAUGUGGUUAAAAACCUCACGGCCACUCUACUCGUAAAUGUGAAACCCCAGAUUUACGAGAAAGCUGUGUCAUCGUUCCCAGAACCUAUUCUCUACCCACUGGGCAGCAGACAAAUCCUGACUUGUACCAUUUACGGUAUUCCUCAACCUACAAUCAAGUGGUUCUGGCGUCCCUGUAACCAUAACCAUUCGAAAGCAAGGUAUGACUUUUGCUCCAGUAGUGAAGAAUCCUUUAUCCUGGAUCCUGACAGCAACGUAGGAAACAGAAUCGAGAGCAUCACUCAGCGCACGGCAGUAGUAAAAGGAAAGAAUAAGACUGCUAGCACCUUGGUUGUGGCUGACUCUAGAAUUUCUGGGACCUACAGCUGCAUGGCUUCUAAUAAAGCUGGGACUGUGGAGAGAAACAUAAACUUUUAUAUCACAGAUGUGCCAAAUGGAUUCCAUGUUAACUUGGAAAAAAUGCCUACUGAAGGGGAGGACCUGAAACUGUCUUGCACAGUGAGCAAGUUCUUAUACAGAGACAUUACUUGGAUUCUGCUGCGGACAGCUAAUAACCGAACCAUGCACCAUGGUAUUAGCAGGCAAAAAAUGAGCGUCACUAAGGAGCACUCCAUUACGCUUCACCUUGUCAUCAAGAAUGCUUCCCUGGAAGAUUCAGGCACCUAUGCCUGCAGAGCCAGGAACAUAUACACAGGGGAAGAUGUCCUUCAGAAGAAAGAAGUUAUAAUUAGAGAUCAGGAAGCACCACACCUCCUGCGAAACCUCAGUGACCACACAGUGGCUGUCAGCAGCUCCACUACUCUAGACUGUCAUGCCAGCGGUGUCCCUGAGCCUGAGAUCACCUGGUUUAAAAACAACCACAAAAUACAACAAGAACCCGGAAUUAUUUUAGGACCAGGAAGCAGCACGCUGUUUAUUGAAAGAGUCACAGAAGAGGAUGAAGGCUUCUAUCACUGCAAAGCCACCAACCAGAGGGGGUCCGUGGAAAGUUCAGCAUACCUCACUGUUCAAGGAGCCUCGGACAAGUCAAAUCUGGAGCUAAUCACUCUGACGUGCACCUGUGUGGCUGCAACCCUCUUCUGGCUCCUCCUAACUCUCUUUAUCCGAAAACUGAAGAGGUCUUCUUCUGAAAUAAAGACUGACUACCUGUCAAUUAUAAUGGACCCAGACGAAGUUCCCCUGGAUGAGCAGUGUGAGCGGCUCCCGUAUGAUGCCAGCAAGUGGGAGUUUGCCCGGGAGAGACUUAAACUGGGCAAAUCACUUGGAAGAGGGGCUUUUGGAAAAGUGGUACAAGCAUCUGCAUUUGGCAUUAAGAAAUCACCCACGUGCCGGACUGUGGCUGUAAAAAUGCUGAAAGAGGGGGCCACAGCCAGCGAGUACAAAGCUCUGAUGACUGAGCUCAAGAUCUUGACUCACAUUGGCCACCACCUGAAUGUAGUCAACCUGCUAGGAGCCUGUACCAAGCAAGGAGGUCCUCUCAUGGUGAUUGUUGAGUACUGCAAAUAUGGAAAUCUGUCCAACUACCUCAAGAGCAAACGAGACUUAUUCUUUCUCAACAAGGAUGCAGCAUUACACGUGGAGCCUAAAAAAGAAAACAUGGAGCCAGACUUGGAGCAAGGCAAGAAACAGAGACUAGAUAGUGUCGCCAGCAGCGAGAGCUUCGCAAGCUCCGGGUUUCAAGAAGAUAAAAGUCUAAGUGAUGUUGAGGAAGAGGAGGAUUCCGAGGGUUUCUACAAGCAGCCCCUAACUAUGGAAGACCUGAUUUCUUACAGUUUUCAAGUGGCUAGAGGCAUGGAGUUUUUGUCUUCAAGAAAGUGCAUUCAUCGGGACCUGGCAGCGCGAAAUAUUCUUUUAUCUGAGAACAACGUGGUGAAGAUUUGUGAUUUUGGCCUUGCCCGGGAUAUUUAUAAGAACCCCGAUUAUGUGAGAAAAGGAGAUACUCGACUUCCUCUGAAAUGGAUGGCUCCUGAAUCCAUCUUUGACAAAAUCUACAGCACCAAGAGUGACGUGUGGUCUUACGGAGUACUGCUGUGGGAAAUCUUCUCCUUAGGUGGGUCUCCAUAUCCGGGAGUGCAAAUGGAUGAGGACUUCUGCAGUCGCCUGAAGGAGGGCAUGAGGAUGAGGGCUCCUGAGUACGCCACCCCUGAAAUCUAUCAGAUCAUGCUGGACUGCUGGCACAGAGACCCCAGAGAAAGGCCGAGGUUUGCAGAACUUGUGGAAAAACUCGGAGAUCUGCUUCAAGCAAAUGUACAGCAGGAUGGUAAAGACUAUAUCCCACUAAAUGCCAUACUCACAGGAAAUAGUGGGUUCACAUACUCAACUCCUGCCUUCCCUGAGGACUUCUUCAAGGAAGAUAUUUCAGCUCCAAGGCUUACUUCAGGAAGUUCUGAUAAUGUCAGAUAUGUAAAUGCUUUCAAUUUCAUAAGCCUGGAAAGAAUCAAAACAUUUGAAGAGCUUUCACCAAAAGUCAUCUCCAUGCUUGAUGAUUAUCGGCUGGAUGGUGGCACUCUGCUGGCCUCCCCUUUGCUGAAGCGCUUCACCUGGACUGAGAGCAAACCCAAGGCCUCACUGAAGACUGACGUGAGAGUCACCAGCAAGAGUAAGGAGUCGGGGCUUUCUGACCUCACCAGGCCUACUUUCUGCAACUCGGGCUGCGGGCGCAUCAGCAAAGGCACGCGCAGGUUCACCUCUGACGACUCCCAGCUGGACAAGGUCUUGUGCUGCUCUCCUCCCCCUGACUACAAGUCGGUGGUCCUGUACUCCACCCCCCCUGUCUGAAGUGUGACACACAGCCUGAUUUCCACAGCCACAUGUGUAUUUACAUCCUGAGAAAAUGAGCUUUUGCCAGUAUUAUACACAUAUACAUUUACACCUCUACCUUUCCACAGGGGCCACAUGCUUUAUGUGAUUUUUAAUAGUGCUUUUUUCUGACUAACAAGAAUAUAACCCGACAGAGAGAGUAAUGGUGACAAGUGAAGGCCACUACUGCUACACCCUCACAUUACUCAGUGUGCUCGAGAAAACUGUUUAAGCCCAGAGAGUCCCUGCUCCUUCCCCCCAGGCGGGAGGGCAUGGAUGACUCAGGAGACACACAGCACAGGAGGCCGGCCGGCUGCUGCAGCCCUGGAACCAAGCUGGCUGGAGCGAUGCCUCUGGGUCCUUUGGCAGACAUAUUGUGCAAGGGGGAGAAGGAAGGGAGAAACGCAGAAGAGAGAAACAGAGGACAGGGUGUGAGAAAGGAGAGUUUGAGCUGGACCACAAGAAAAGAGGUGAGGGCUUCCUGCAAGGCCCCUCCAGUGGCUCCCAAAGCCCUGACCUGACCUGUCCCAUUUGAGAACCCAGCCUGGGGUUCGCAGAAAGAGGGUGCCCUUCCUCAUUCUGGGAGGCAAGGAAAGAGCAAACAUUUGGGGGGACAAGAAAGCAAAUUUUAUAACAUUAGCUAGAGGACUGGUUCUUUGUCCAUUCCUGUAUAUGGCACAUUUUUUACUUCUAGCACUGAGGGUGGUACUCAGAGCUGACCCCAUACUACUGGCCCCUCGAUCAAGACACACUGAAUACUCACUGAGCUAGCUCAGUCGGCAUAUUAGUUCAGGGUGUGCAGCAUACAGCUCACAGUAACCUCACAGGAAUGUCUCUCAUCUGUUAGGGAGUGUCUCUGGUGGGCCUAAGGCCCCAUUUUAGAGAAUAUUGUCAGAGUCUAUUUUGAGUGUUAAUGUAUAGUCAAAACACUUACCUCAGUGUUUUGUAUUAGCCUGUUUUGUACAGUUAGUUAUAAAAGGAAGCUGAAGAGAAUGAAAAUGCAGUCUUGUGGAGGCUUUCUCUAUAUCAAAACUAGGAUAGAAGGAGUGAAAAAUACAAGGCAGAGUGAAAGCCCCUCUCUCUACCAACCAAACCAACUCACAGAAACAAUUGGGACCCAAAGGAUAGAAGUCAAUCAUGGUUUUGUUUUUGUUUUUUAAAUUUCACGGGGAUUCCACUGUCCAGUUUUUCUCCUGGGAAGAUGUGUUAGAGCAUUUACCAAGGUUUAUUAAGCACUUUAUGCUCCUUGAGAACAGAGGUGAUACGUAAGAUAUUUCUAGAAUCAGGACUCAGGAUAUUAAUCAGCCAUCAACAGGAGAAAAGCCUCUCUUCAUCUGCUUUGGACCUCGCCUUGGUCUGAGGAGGAUGGGAACAGGGAACCAGGUGCGCAGGGUGCCUGCUCUUCCAUGGUCUGAGGGCCCUGGCCUCCCGGAUGGUUCUGAUCUGUUUGAUGCUCAGUAUUCAGGGCGUUUGGAGCCAGUCACAGCUGGAGAGGCAACAGCAAAUUGCUGCUUCCAGUAGAGAAGAUGUGGUUCCCUUGAAUCAUGUAACUUAAUUCUAGAACCCGAAAUGUAAGUAGUGGAAGAAUCCUUCCCGUUGUCAGUCUGGUUUCAAGGUUCUUUGUACGAAGAGAUGGAAUUCGUCACAUCCCCAGUGAGACACUGGCUGCUCCGACGGUAGCUCUGCUGCGGGCGCCUCCGGCCAGCAGAGCACUGGGCCGGCCUCUCCGCCAACAGCCAAGUCCAAACAUCACCUGCACAAAAGCACCUGUGACAACCGGUGACAGUGUAAACCAGGAAACCAAGAGGAGGUUAAACAUGGGGAGGAUAAAGAAGACCUCAAUCAAUUUUCUCACUUUUUCAAAUCAGAUAAGGAUCCAGCAAUUAGUGAAAAUCAAGAAAAACCUUAGCUAUGUAUGAGGUCCUGAUUCCAGUCAUCUCAUUUUUAAUCAAUGAAACCUUAGUAAUACCAUCUUACCAAUAGAAAACAAUGUAUCAUAUGUUAAUUCAGUUUCUUGAAAGACUUGAGUUUGUAGCCUACAAGUUCAUCUGUCAAAAAAGGUUCCCAUCUGGAGUCUGGACAAAGGAAGGAAAAUGGCAGCUCGCAGUAACGUGUGCUGUAUGAAGUUGCACGGUGCUCGCCACAGACAAGUUCACUGAAACAGCACCAAAAACUACAGCACUAUCCAACCAAUGGCGUCAUGAGGGUCGUCUGUCCCUACGACAGACAGGGUCAGCACUGACAGGACGCAGCAGCGUUUCUUGCAGGAUUGGAGAGAGAGCACGCGUGUAGCAGCACGGGCGGAAGGGGACAAAAUGCGGGGAAGUGCUGGUCUAGUCAGUCUAAGAAACAAUGCUCAGACCUUAGUUGGAGCCCGUGCAACUAACGUGUUUGUCCAAAUCCUGGAAAAUGUUCCUUAGGUCUUCUAGCUCUGCCCUGUUCCCCAGCCUGUAAGAAUGUCAAGCAUAAAAUAAACAUUUGCCAGCCCCUUUUAGUUGACUAAAGGAUGAAUGCAUCUUUUGACUGACAUGGUAGUAAUUAAAUGUAUAUAUAUGUGUGUGUGUGUGUGUGUUUUGUGCAGAACUAUUUAAGGAAACUGGAAUUUUAAAGUUACUUUUAUACAAACCAACAAUUAUGCUGCAGAUAGAUAUGAUUUGGUCCUAUCUCUCUAGUCAAUAUGAAUGUAUUUUGUAUACUAUCUUCAUAUAAUAAAGUUAA